AUGAGUGAUAAGGAGAAACUUAUCUCGGACGAAUCGGCUGAAGAUCCACAAAAUGCUACCCCAAAGGAGGUUACUGGAAAGCUACCCUGGUACUUUGCAUGUGGAUUCCUCAUGUUUUUGGGUCUCCUUUUCUUCGCCAUUGUAAUACCACUUUUUUACCGACUCCCAACGGCAAUGACAAUGGAGGAUGCAAACAGAAAUGUGUUUAUUGCGGAGCGUGCCUACAAAAACCUGUAUACUUUAUCUAAUAUUGGUAACAAAUUGACGGGUAGUAGGGAAAAUGAGAUUGAGGCAGUAAAUUUUAUAAUGAAAGAGGUCACACAGAUUCAAAAAGAUUGUCUGAAAGAUUAUUUCGAUUUGGAAAUUGAUUUAUCCCAAGUCUCUGGUGGAUUCCCAUACAAAACAGUACUAAAUACAUAUCAAGGAGCUCAAAAUAUAGCUGUGAAGUUAGCUCCCAAGAAUAGCACCAGUAAGACUUACCUUCUGGUCAACAGUCACUUUGAUUCCAAGCCAGCUACUCCGUCUGCGGGGGAUGCCGGAUUUAUGAUUGUCACGAUGUUGGAAGUCUUACGGGUUAUUGCAACAACGAUGCAAGCCAUCGAACAUCCAAUUGUAUUCCUAUUUAAUGGACUUGAAGAAGGUUCUAUGCAAGCUUCUCAUGGUUUUAUCAAACAACACAGAUGGGCGCCGUAUUGCAAGGCCGUCGUUAACCUAGAUGGCGGUGGAGGUGGAGGCCGUGAAAUUCUAUUUCAAACUGGUCCCAAUCAUCCAUGGCUUGCUGCUGCUCACAAGACUGGACAUGCUGUCUACUAUGACUUUCUGGGUCUCUACUUCUUUUACUACUCAGAGGCCACUGGCAAAUGCUUAAACUACGCUGUUGCUGGAGCUGCUCUCAUUUUAAUAUUAAUUUCAAUCUGGCGAAUGGCAGAUGCUUCCCAAGUUACAAUUUGUCACGUGAUCCGUUGGUUCAUACUGGUUAUGGUGAUUCAAAUCGUUUCAUUUGUGCUUGGACUCGCUCUUCCAAUUGUGGUUGCUUAUGGAAUGGACUCCUUCGGACUGUCGCUGACUUACUAUAGUACCCCAAUGCUGAUAGUCGGAUUAUAUGUUUGCCCCUCUCUUAUUGGCCUAAGUUUACCUAUUACCAUCUACUACAGUCUCCAACGCAAUGAUAAGAUCUCAACAUCGUACCACCUCCAAUUGGCUCUACAUAGUCAGGCUGUUAUCCUGGCCCUUCUAGCCACUAGUGUUACAGCUUUAGGCUUCCGUUCAUCAUAUAUUUUCGUAAUUCCACUUCUGUUCUACGUUAUAUCCUUGGCUCUUAACCUAAUGACCAUUUUGCAUGACCUUGGAUUUGCCUGGGCAGCCUUUUUAAAACUGAGCCAGAUUAUUCCAUUCCUUUACAGCAGCUACCUUGUGUAUAUAUUCAUUGUGGUGAUGACCCCCAUGGGAGGUCGUUCAGGAAGUGGUUCCAAUCGGGAUUUGUUUAUAGCAGUCUUAGCAGCUGUAGGAACUGUUCUCUCCUUUGGAUUUUUAGUACCGCUUAUCAACACUUUCCGUCGACCAAGCUUUAUGAUAUUUGCCUUACUGGCAACUACAGCCCUCUCUUUGUACUUGGCCAGCAGCACACAAUUGGGAUUCCCGUACCGUCCGAAGACGAGUGGUCAGCGAGUUGCAUACCUGCACGUGCGAAAUAAGUUCUACGACUACGAUGGUACCCUCAGUAAGGACGAGUCAGGAUAUCUGUUUAACUUUCAAGAUCGCCGUGAAGAAACACCUUUUGUGGGAACUAAUGUUAACUUGACCGGAAUGGUUAGCAUAAAAUCAAAUUGUGAAAGGUACAUGAUGUGUGGGAUGCCGUUGUAUGAUUAUCGUUAUGUUCAGAAUCGUUUGCAAAGCAAAUGGUUGCCAAGAUCGGAACCCGUUGAAACUCCAGACUCUUCCAAUUUGGAAUUGCUCAGCAAAACUAUUGUGAAUUCUACUACUUGCCGCUUUGAGUUCAAUUUAACAGGACCUUCCCAUAUGAGUAUAUUUAUUCAACCAUACGAAGAUGUGAUCAUAAGCAACUGGUCGUUUGAGCGAACUUACCUUGAGAAUCCGCCAGAGGCACCGCUGUCUUACCAUAUUUACUUCACUUAUGGUAUAGAUGACUCGCCCUUAAAUUUUUUUGUGGAAUGUUCGAAACCUGAUGGCGAUUUCAAGGUACCUUUAUUCCAACUUGGAGUGUCAUGGCAUUACAUUGGUCAUGAAGGGGAUUCUGAAAGCAAGAAGCUGAAAUCUUCGUUUCCCUCUUAUUCUAUUGUAGCAGAGUGGCCCGUUUUAUAUAAAAGAUACAUUUUUUAAAUUGGCGAAAAAAAUUGUAAAUUAUAAAU
This is a messenger RNA of Drosophila innubila, 2369 nucleotides long. Its product is annotated as endoplasmic reticulum metallopeptidase 1-like. The transcript is spliced from 8 exons. The record is from RefSeq and is a predicted model, not a curated record. Bases 1 to 2340 code for a protein of 779 amino acids. Gene Ontology annotation, molecular function: metalloexopeptidase activity. NCBI's taxonomy places the organism in Eukaryota, Metazoa, Arthropoda, Insecta, Diptera, Drosophilidae. Gene Ontology annotation, biological process: proteolysis.